AUGAAAUUUUGCUCAUCCGCUAUUCUCUCUCUCUUGAUUGCUACGAGUGUGGCAGCGCCUAGCACUAAAGAUUACCUUUACGUGAAAACAAAGCUCAAGAGUGUCCCUAAAGAAGACAGGCUCUCGAAAAGGGCAGGCUACUAUGACACGCCACUAGCAAACCAGAUAUUUCAGUAUGUAGCUACUUUUGAUCUUGGGACACCUGCUCAAACUGUGGAGGCCAUGAUUGAUACUGGCUCAAGUGAUCUCUGGGUUUACACCAAGUCGUCUGGACAAAACAGUUCAUAUAGCUCCGCGGAUUCAUCAACUUACAAGCUGUUAAACCAUGACUUCGAGAUUCAAUAUGUGUCGGGUAGAGCUAGUGGAGACUGGGCACAAGACACUUUGAAAAUUGAUGGAGCUUCAAUCACCAACCAGCAGUUCGGUACUGUCUCGACAGGUUCUGAGUCCCCAGCUGUUUUCGGUAUUGGUUUAAUGACUGGUGAAUCGGCCAGUACUAGAUACAAGAAUGUUCCACAGAGUCUUGUAGACCAGGGCUACAUUGCCAGAAAUGUGUUUUCUUUGUAUCUCGAUGACUUAGAUGUAUCAGAAGGCGGACUUCUAUUUGGAGCAGUUGAUUCUGAAAAGUACAUUGGCCAAUUAUACACCGUCCCUAUCACCGAUAAUGCCUCGUUUAAAGUCACCCUGAGCAGUAUCUCAAGCAAUGGAGCAACUUUGGAAUCAUCAGCCAUUGGGGGAAUUCUUGAUUCUGGUACGUCAUUAACAUAUUUGCCCAGAGAUACUGUUUCGUCAAUUGCAAACCAUCUUGGCGCCACUUAUGAUUACAGCGAGGAAGCCUACUUUUUAGAUAAGAUUCCUUCAAAGAGUAUUACUUACAACUUUUCGGGUGCAGCAAUUACUGUUCAGGGAUCGGAGCUCGCGAUACCUGCAUCUGACUUCAAUCUGACCGGGGGAUCCAAACCUUAUGUGCUGAGUAUCUUUCCCAAUACCCAAUCAUCCGGAUAUAAUCUCUUGGGCGACAGCUUCCUUAGAAGCGCUUAUGUGGUAUAUGAUCUCGACAACAACCAAAUAUCUAUUGCUCAAUCUAGCUGGAAUAGUGACAGUUCAGAUAUUAAGGUUAUUUCGGACACCGUACCUGGAGCUGUGGCUGCUCCAAGCGGCAGCAGCGGAUGA
This is a messenger RNA of Sugiyamaella lignohabitans, 1173 nucleotides long. It is a transcript of the gene YPS3, whose product is annotated as Yps3p. Bases 1 to 1173 code for a protein of 390 amino acids. The record is from RefSeq and is a predicted model, not a curated record. Lineage: Eukaryota; Fungi; Ascomycota; Dipodascomycetes; Dipodascales; Trichomonascaceae. The transcript has a single exon. Gene Ontology annotation, biological process: proteolysis. Gene Ontology annotation, molecular function: aspartic-type endopeptidase activity.